Arabis nemorensis is the source of this 327-nucleotide messenger RNA. The record is from the annotation of a GenBank genome assembly. NCBI's taxonomy places the organism in Eukaryota, Viridiplantae, Streptophyta, Magnoliopsida, Brassicales, Brassicaceae.
AUGGAGUGUGGAGUAGGCUGGAUUUUCACGAAACAGAGGCAUGUUACUCUGCUUGAAGGAUUCGCUACGUAUCGACUUGUUUCCUCGACACUGGUUGCGGAAGGACUGGCUAUAAAAGCCGCCAUAUGUGCUGCUUCAAACUCGGAGAUGAGAUACCUCAAUUUGCUCUCUGAUUCUCUAACUCUUGUCACUCUUCUUAACAAUGGAGGUGUGAUCAACAAGCUAAAAAGCCUAACUCACUUAUCUCGCAAGGCGAAUGUGCCUGCCGAUACCUUAGUUGAGGAGGCCUUGAAACUCUUUAGACUAUCCUCUGCACCAGAACUUUAA